Molecule: messenger RNA, 549 nt
Organism: Notodromas monacha
Lineage: Eukaryota; Metazoa; Arthropoda; Ostracoda; Podocopida; Cyprididae
Source: the annotation of a GenBank genome assembly
AUCAAUCAGAAAAGAUUCAAUGAUGGCGCUGACGAGAAGAAGAAGCUGUAUUGCAUCUACGUUGCUGUUGGACAGAAGCGAUCGACUGUUGCGCAGAUUGUGAAGCGUCUCACUGAUUCUGACGCGAUGCGUUACACGAUCGUUGUGUCAGCUACUGCAUCCGAUGCAGCUCCCCUGCAAUACUUGGCACCGUACACCGGAUGCGCUUUGGGCGAAUUCUUCCGCGACAACGGCAAACACGCGUUGAUCAUCUUCGACGACUUGUCCAAGCAGGCCGUCGCCUACCGCCAGAUGUCUCUCCUUCUGCGUCGUCCCCCGGGUCGUGAAGCCUACCCCGGCGACGUUUUCUAUCUCCAUUCUCGACUCCUGGAACGUGCAGCCAAGAUGAACGAGACGCACGGCGGAGGAUCCUUGACUGCCUUGCCCGUCAUCGAGACUCAGGCUGGUGACGUGUCCGCUUACAUCCCGACAAACGUCAUUUCCAUCACGGAUGGCCAGAUCUUUUUGGAGACUGAGUUGUUCUACAAGGGUAUCCGACCAGCCAUCAAC